UCCUUUUUUUUUUAGAAUUCCGCCGCCGCAGGCGGCGCGAAUCCGGCUGGUAGCACGUAAUAUGAGUAAAGCUUAAGGGCUAGUUAAACUCGGGCUAUUGUGGCACCCCGCAGUGGCGCCCUCAAGUAUAUACGGCCGAGUUGCUUAAUCCGGACGAGCUGGGUCAAUACAAUAUCCCGAACAAGUUCGGGCAUUCGAGCCGAUCGCAGCCUUAAUUAAAACCGGCUUUAAAUUCGAGCCGAUCGCAGCCUUAGCGUAAAAAAUAUUCCAACCCUCUCUAUUUCAACGAUAUAACCGGCUUGAAUGUCGAGCCGAUCAGGGCCUUAAUAAUGUCGAUAUAGUUAUCCCGUGAGUCAUUGUUUUAUGCGCCUGGGAUAAUCUUGCCCCGGCUGAUCUUGGUUUAAGCAAAUAUUCCGAAUAUUCUAUGUAAAAAGUCGCCGAGAUGACAAGUUCAACGAUAUUGAUAUGUACGCAUCAUACAACUACGCUGAUAUCAGCAGGAAUCGUGUAAAAUGUUGAUAUAAAUCCUCAUUUCCGCAUCGAGCAUGCAAUGUUUACCAUUAAGGAGGCAAUAUCAGCAAUAGGUAGGCCAUAACGUUUUUGCUACCUGAUUCCUCCCAUUCGAAAUACCAUUCAUCAGCAACCUCUUUCGACGACCAUGGGCGAGAAUCCGAGAUCGCGGAUUCUGAUUAUCGGCGCUGGGUCUAUGGGAAUCCUCACGGGCUAUCACCUAAGUCUCGCUGGUGCUGAUGUGACGUUUCUCAUCCGCCCACAUCGUGCGAAAUUAUUGGAUAGUCCUCAGAUGCUCUAUUGCUACGAUGAUAACCAGUUGAAAGAGUAUAAGCGCUAUAGUUAUAUUACCGACCCCUUACUGAUAGCCGGGUCAAACUAUGAUUACGUCGUUAUUGCGCUUGACGGGGUGUCUUUACGGAACGAGACCGGACUAGACUUGGUGAAGACGAUAGGCGACGCUACGCGCGGGACCAAUACGAAGAUAGUCCUCGGCAGUGUAUUCUUUGACUUACGGGCUUGGUUUCUUCAAGUUUCGGGGCUGGCGGACGAGCAAGUAACUAACGGGCACCUCGGCAUCCAUGCCUAUUCCACGAAGGCUGUGACUCUGCCACUAGAGACUUCGACGGAUCCAAACCUCAUUUCAAAGGCCGACUUUGCCUACAUAGACAAGCUAGAUGACGGCUUCACCGUCGAUGAUAGCUCUCCUGCCGUCGCGAACGGCUUUGCCAAGAUCUACAACGCAUGCGGGAUUUCGCACUGCGCCGUCAAGUCCGCACCAGAAUACGCCGUCACCAUAAACCCCUUAUUUGCUAUCUUCGCGGCAUGCGAGCUAUUUGACUGGCCUAAAUUUCAGGAUAUUGGUGAUGAAGAACUAUGGGGUCUUGUGGUCUCAUCCGUGAGGGAAAUCCAACAGCUUGGUAUUCAUGGGGAACUGGGCAGGGAGUCAGCUAGGAUAACAACCGAGACUGGACUCGCUGCGUCGCUGGCGGCGUGGGAGAAAAGUAUGCUCCCGCUCGACCUACAGGCGUUCAAUCGCUUCCAUCAUGGCGAGAAGUUGAGAGCCCAGGAUCGAGAACACUUGCAGGCUUGUCUUUCGUAUGGAGCAGCGGAGGGGAAGCCAAUGCCAGCACUGAAAGAUCUGUUACGGCGUGUUCAAGAACACGAAGUGGUCGCCGCUCAGUGAUAGAUAGUAUCAACCGUCCUCAUUACGUAGUGGGAAAUAUGAGGGGUAUGUGUUACUUUCAGCGUUAUACUGUAGCUAUUAGGUGAAUACAUAGCUUGUUUUAGGAUGUGAUGGACAUAUGAUGUUCUUAAUUCCCUGUGAUUCUUAGAAGUAUUGAAUAGCUUGUCUUCUUAACUGUUAACUUAUAUCAUCAUCUAAAAAGUGCAGUGGUUGACUAACGUUCAUAUCAGGUAGCUAGAAAGAUAAUAGAGGAAACAAAACUAAGCUCUAAAAAAACAGGCAGGUUAUAACCGAGCAUCCCUAUGCUCACGAGGAACAUCUUAAAUAGAGACAUCUCGAAUGAUGUUUAAGUUACGUCUUAAUGUCAUACUGCCAUGAAUUUAGGCACUCGCCGUUAUUCUACGGAAGGCUUUUGGGGCAUAUUCAACAACACAUGGGAGAAACAUUUGGUAUCACACCAAUCGCGACAGAUGAGAUAUUCUCUAUUUGGCAAGACCAGCAAAAUAGAUGAAUCGAUCUCCAAAGAGUUUCCAAUGAUGAAUAAAUACCACUAUUCGCUGAAAUAUAUAAAUCUGCUUUUGUGGUUUAUAGGUGAGGAACGGAGUUAGGGAACUAAGUGAUUGACCGUCAACUUAAAAAGGAGAUACAGGUAGGUAUAAGAACUUCAACUUACUAUGUGUUAGAGCCUAGUACAUUGCGAUGAAAUAUUGACUCGUCCACUUAUAAAGCCGUCGAG
Messenger RNA from Daldinia caldariorum, 2432 nucleotides. RefSeq lists its product as uncharacterized. Bases 659 to 1696 code for a protein of 345 amino acids. The record is from RefSeq and is a predicted model, not a curated record. NCBI's taxonomy places the organism in Eukaryota, Fungi, Ascomycota, Sordariomycetes, Xylariales, Hypoxylaceae. The transcript has a single exon.